AUGGCCGCCCCCUCGCCAUCCCACUACGACGUCCUCAACCUCUCCCCAUCCAUCCUCAACUCCCAGCAUGACCCCUCCACGCUCAUAAAACAAGCCUACCGCAGAGCCCUCCUCCGGCACCACCCCGACAAGGCUUCUGCUACUUCUACUACUACUCCCUCAAUCUCAUCAUCAUCACAAAUAUCAUCAACAUCGCAAACAAGGCCUUUAGCCCCUCAACUCUACACAAUCGACCAAAUCACACAAGCCUUCACAGUCCUCUCAUCUCCCUCCCAACGCAGCACCUACGAGGCAACCCUCCGCCUGGCCAGAGCAAACGGCGAAGCUACGCAGGCACGCUUCCAGACGGGCAUCGAAAACGUCGACUUGGAUGAUCUGCAAUUCGAUGAGGCGGAGGAGCGCUGGUAUAGGUCGUGUCGCUGUGGGAAUGAGCGUGGGUAUUCAUUCGAUGAGGAGGAUCUAGAGGGGGUUGAGCAGGAGGGUGUGCUCAUGGUUGGGUGUCAUGACUGCAGCCUUUGGCUGAAAGUUCACUUUGCUGUAGCAGAAGACGAAGGAGAGACAGGUCACGCGGGUUUUUCGAUAUCAAAUGGAAAAGAUACAAGUUGA
Trichoderma reesei QM6a is the source of this 606-nucleotide messenger RNA. RefSeq lists its product as uncharacterized. The transcript has a single exon. Gene Ontology annotation, biological process: protein histidyl modification to diphthamide. Gene Ontology annotation, molecular function: metal ion binding. Lineage: Eukaryota; Fungi; Ascomycota; Sordariomycetes; Hypocreales; Hypocreaceae. The coding region runs from base 1 to 606 and encodes 201 amino acids. The record is from RefSeq and is a predicted model, not a curated record.